AUGAAAAGGUCAAUCAAGUAGUCUGCCUCCUCCUCCUAUCAAUUUCUCGAUAAGUUAGGCGAAGGGUAAUAAUGCCGAUCAUCUAGAAAUUAGUGCUUUCGGUUACAUUUGGAAGGUCCAACACAUUUCGAGUGGUUAGAUAUUUGCCUGUAAGCUAGUCAAAAAUUCUAUGAAGAAGGAAAAAAAAUUAUUGUAAAGAGAAAUACAAAUCCUCCAAAUCCUGAAAGGCAAAAAAGGUAUUAAAAUACUAAAACCAUUAAGGAUUUACAUAGUUAUUUGCAUCUGGUUCUGAUCAACAUAAUACCUACUUUGUUAUGAAUCUCAUGGGAGACAACUUGGAACAGCAUCGCCAAAAGAAGGGAAAUUUCAAUAAAAUCUUGCCUAUCGGAUUGGAGAUCAUCAAAAUUCUGAAGGAGCUCCAUUCGUUAGGAGUAAUCCAUCGAGACAUAAAACCUGAGAAUUUUGUUAUGCAAGAGGGGAAGAUCAAUCUGAUUGAUUUUGGACUUUCUAAAAAAUAUCAGAUUGAUGGUCAUCACAUUCAUUACAAAGAAAAUAAAGGGAUGAUAGGAACUGCUCGAUUUGCAUCCAUAAAUGCUUUGAAAGGCAUAGAACAAUCUAGAAGGGACGACUUGGAAUCAUUGGGAUACAUGCUCAUUUAUUUGCAUCAGGGCAAUUUGCCUUGGUAUUCUAUCAGUGAUCAGGACAAAGAAAUCCGAUAUUAAAAAAUCAAAAAAAUGAAAAAGGCAUUAAAAAUCGAUAAAUUCUUUGGUUUGCCUAUUCAACUAUCUAUAUUUAUGGAAUACGUAAAAGGAUUGAAGUUUGAGGAAGACCCAAACUACGAAUACUUGAUAUCUCUAUUCUCUCAAGAGGAAAGUGGGGCUCGUCUGGGGUUAUAGUAUUUUCAACCAAAACCUGCAAUUAGAUUAAAAUUUAUUUAAAUGUAAAGAACAAGUUUUCGCUCUCCUCCAAAAGAAAUCAAUUCUAGUAGAAAAGCCAGUUUUGAGGAGUCUUCUUCAGCAGGAUCAGACAUCCAAGAAGAACUUCAGGAAUCCAUCAAAUUAAAACACUUUAUUGUUGGAAUCAAACAACCAGCUGACAGUCCAAUUUAUGUUAAGCAGAGCUGA
Molecule: messenger RNA, 1124 nt
Organism: Paramecium octaurelia
Lineage: Eukaryota; Ciliophora; Oligohymenophorea; Peniculida; Parameciidae
Source: the annotation of a GenBank genome assembly